UCUGAAGCGCUUAUCUAAUUGGGCGAUUUUAUAACGCUAUACUGUGAAUAAAAUGGUUCUGAAAUUACUAUUUUUUAAUGGAAUCAGUCGGUAAAUAUCCUACUUUACAUAUGCAUCAUUUGGCAUUCCAAGAUAUUUGAGUAUUUCAGGCAUCUUUUAUUAGCUGCUCAAUGUCAGAGAUGGCAAAAGGUAUUAUGGGGAUCGCCGUUCAGAGAAGGCAACCUGCAGGGCGGGUUUCUUUCGCUCCGCCCUCGUCGCUGCAGCAGGUAUCAUACACGCACUUACCCUGAGGCCGAGCAGCCACGAGUACAUGAAUUAAUUCUCGGAGCGAUCUCAAGAUUCGAGGUAAUUUUUAUCAGCGUUAUUAGUGCAGUACUUUUCUAUUUGUUAAAUGAUUAUUUAUUAUGUUUAUUGAAAAAUUGUCUUAUUGUAAUGAGUCAGGGCGCCUUGAGCGCGUGUGCUGAACAUAAAUGCGCCUUACCGCACGGCUUAACAGGAACUGGAAAAUACAAUAAGACAAUUUCUCAAUUAUAAUCAUAAUAAAUUAUCACUUAACAAAUAGAAAGCGCUGCAAUAAUAACGCUAGUAAAAAUACCUAUAAUCUUGAGAUCUCUCCGAGCAUUAAUUAAGUAACGCACUCGUGUCUGCUCGGCCGCUGCUGGGCAUGUGAGUACCCUGCUGCAGCGACGAGGGCGGAGCAAAAGAAACCCACCGUGCAGGUUGCCUACUCUGCCCGGCGGUCCCCAUAGUAUGCCAAACGAAUAUUAUUUCAUUUAUGUGGAGUGGUCCGAAACUUGAGAGGCUGCGCGCAGAGCUUAUAUUAAAAUGAAUCGCCUUAUCUCUCCCUCGGGAAGCCGAAACUGCUCCACUGGACACCGGCAUAUUUACGGGCACCGCUGCUUGGUUGCACGGUUUUCCUCCCUCUGCAAGACGUAAGAUUUAAAAGAAUGUGAUUUUUUUGGUGAUAUUUCAAGUCUGCAUGGUCUUUUUCCAUCAAUACAAAGUGUCAACUUGUACGCCAGAAGUGUCACCCUUCCUCACAUAAAAUAAAAUCCGUAUAUUACACAAUCUGUCUUAUUACACUUAAUUUUUGCUGAGGGAAGAGAAAUCACAGUCUUGCAUUUUUGGAGGGCACCGACACACAUUUUUAGUCCUCUGCGUCGAAUAACAUCUAGAACGAAUUUCAUGAGACAGCACAGGACUCAACGAUGUCCAGUCCAAUGUAAAAUUUAGAAGUGCUGACGCCCCUCAGUGGUGUGAAUUUUAUUGGUACGCAAAUAAAUUGCAUAUUAAUUUGUGCAAUCGAAAUUCAAUUCAAUUUAUUUGUCUUUCAGCAUGGUAGUACAUCUUUUCAGAACAUACUCCAUCUCAUGGCGAAGCAAGGGAGCCAAACUUGGGCAUUCGACCUCUUAUAAUACUUAAACUCUAAAAUAGAAAUAAAGCAUCUAUGCAAUCCUUAAUAGUUUGAGCAAACUAACUAACCUAAUAUGUAUUAAGGAAAUACAUAUUAUGCAAAUGGAUACUGAUAAUGAGAAUAUAAAGCUGCAUAGUAAUACCAUAUGACAUCACCAACUCGAUUUUUGGCCUCCGCGUGUGGCAGAAGGAAGGGGGGCACUAUAUUUAUACGCCGCGCGAAUUCUUAAUUUUAUUAUUCAAGUAACAAGCAUCUUGAGAAAAUCCACAAUGAGCCCCUUGCAAUGGCUGCUAUGUUUUGCGCUUCUCGCACAAGUUUGUGCUAUGGGAAAAAAUUUCGGAAUAAGCGGAAAACUCAAAUUGGUGGACACUAAGUCACCAGAUGAAGAAAGAGAUUCUGAGGCUAAUUUUUCUUACAACGAAACUGAAACACAACCCUUUCUGAAAGAGGUAUUGCGCAACCAGAAUGACUCGGACAAAGAUACUGGCAUGGCUAGCAAAAAUGAAAAACCGAGCUCGGAUGGAAAUCAAGCCCGUGUAAACGUGGAGCCGAGGUCAAAUUUGAAUUACACGCAACGACGCGCGAGAUUAUUGGGAGGAACUGACGUUGCUUUGGGGAUAAAUGUGCAGUUCUUUUACAACGUCUUAGUGGAAGGCGUUUCUAUCCUCGGCACGCAAAAUAAGUACUGCGGAGGUGCAAUUUUAUCGAAAUCCUGGGUGCUCACUGCCGCCCAGUGCGUCGUAGGGGUGGACCCUGUAAGGGUGUAUGCUGGCUCAGCAAUUGAUCCUCUGAACACAGUCACCCCAAUAGAUGCCGUCUUUAGGUACCCUCACGAGAAAUUCGUUCGCAAUACUUUGCUUAAUGAUAUCGCGCUGAUAAAGUUGGUUAAACCCCUCGCACUUGGAGGAACGAUUAGUACAAUCCGUCUUUCGACUGUUUCUAUCCAUACUUUAGGCGGUGUUAGUUUUCGAACCUAUGGAUGGGGACCUCCAGACGAUUCCACUACAUUACCAGUACCACCUAUCUUGAAAUUUAUCAAGAUGAAAAAUUUAAAAAAAAUCUGACUGCCUUGAGAUAUUACAAGACUCAUUUUUGGUUUACCCACCAUCUGCUGGAUGUUUGAGCACUUCGGAGGCAACGAAAGGCAUUUGCUUUGCUGACGCUGGUGGACCUGUCACUUACAUUGAUGAAAUAGAGGACUCAGAGAGAGUCGUCGGUAUCAAUUCUUACAGCUUGGACUGCCCCAGUCUAUAUCCGGGCUCGUACACAAUUGUACUACCCUAUCUAAAAUGGAUCAAGAAAACGACAAGGCUGACAUUCACAUAAAUUAAUGUGAAUUGUUAAUGUAAAGAAUAAAAAACAUUUUUACGUCUGAUA
Messenger RNA from Cloeon dipterum, 2791 nucleotides. RefSeq names its product trypsin-1-like. Lineage: Eukaryota; Metazoa; Arthropoda; Insecta; Ephemeroptera; Baetidae. Gene Ontology annotation, biological process: proteolysis. The transcript is spliced from 9 exons. The coding region runs from base 1684 to 2478 and encodes 264 amino acids. Gene Ontology annotation, molecular function: serine-type endopeptidase activity. The record is from RefSeq and is a predicted model, not a curated record.